AUGGUGACCUAUUCCGUAACCACCGGUAACCACUAUAGUCGCCAGCGUGAAAAGCGCGCUGGCACGCCGCCAGAUGAAGUGGCCAAAGCCCCUGAGAAGGUCAGAGCCACUCAGCCUGCGCCGGAGAAGGAGAUCAGUGGCGAGGCGCUACAGAAGCGCGUGGCGGAGCUGAAACGCGAAAAGGCGCGCGCUGCGCAGAAGGUGAAACAUCUCAGCAGGCGAGUAGAGGAAGAAACUGCCAAGGAGCAACAAAGCUCCUUGCAGCUGGAAGAAUUGAGGCGUCGCAGUGCCGAGCUGAAGAGCAUGUGCCAGAAGAAGAAGUCUGAAGCAGAAAAGGCAGAGGCGGCAGCGCGUGGAGCGGAAGAAAAAGCGAAUGCAUUGAUGCGGCAAAGUGCUGAACUCCAGGACGAGGUGGCGCAGCAUCGACAAGAACUCCAACAGGAGGCUGGCUUGGGUCGCUGGCAUGGAGGUGACAUGGAAGGGGCCACCUGA
This is a messenger RNA of Cladocopium goreaui, 492 nucleotides long. Lineage: Eukaryota; Dinophyceae; Suessiales; Symbiodiniaceae. The record is from the annotation of a GenBank genome assembly.